UGUUGCGCAUGUCGGGUCAUUUCGAAGUUUCGCGCCAAAUCAGGGAAGCAAAGUGUAAACAGUCCCACACAGCAGAAGUUAGCUACCUCGCUAAUAACUUGGAAGAUAUCUACUUUUGAACUACUGUGAGUUUUUAAUGGAAACACAUUCGUACAUUCCCGUGCCUCCCGGGGUGGGGAUGGAAGAGAAUUUCUUAUCUCUUGAUGACAUUUUGCUUUCUCAUGAGAGGCUACCCAGUCGGACAGAAUGCACAUUUCCCCGACUGGGAUUCCUGGAGAAAUCGAGUGACUCGCGAGACAUUCAAGAGGGUACGAAGAUGGAGAUGCCCCUGUUCCUGGCAAAGGGCUUGUAUGAGAGGAAGAGGCGUGUUGUCUCAGUGGAGCUGCCUAAGGUCUACAAAGAGGGCUGGAGGACUGUGUUCAACGCAGACCCCACUGUAGUAGACCUUCACAAGAUGGGACCCUAUUACUAUGGCCUCGGUUCCCAGUUGCUGCACUUUGACAGCCCUGAGAAUCCGGAGAUUGCCCAGGCAGUACUUCAGACAUUCAUUGGUCGUUUCCGCCGGACCAUGGAUUCCUCACAGAAUGCCUACAACGAAGACACGUCAGCCCUGGUGGAGCGCUUGGAUUACCUGGAGAGGGCACUGUUCAGGGCAGGGCAGAGCGGCCUCAACAGCUUCCAGAACUGGGAGAGGGGCCGCGCAUCAACCAUCACUGCCUCUAGCCUGGUGCUCAACUACCGCAAGAGGAAGAUCACUGAUCUGCAGCCCUAAGGGACAUCUCCAAAGAUGCAUCCCAAAUGGCACCAUAUUCCCUAUACAGUGCACUACUUGGGCCCUGGUCAAAAGUAGUGCACUAUAAAGGGAAUAUGGUUCCAUUUGGAAACCAAAGCAACAGGCCAGAAGAGAAAUGACUGAGUUGGAAGGAGAGUAGUGGAGGUGUGUGUGUCAUAAAAGAUAGAAAACUGAUUCCCACAUGAAACUUAGCGUUUUGCUUUUAUGUUAUGGUGUUAUCUUGUGUGUUUUAUUUUGAGAUCUUUAUACACAUUCUGUACACAAAUGUUUUUCAAAGACUUUGUAAAUAAUUCAAAAAAUAUCUGCUUUAUGUAAUGUAAGUUUGAAUUUUUAUCAAAUUAAAGCUACCGUAGUCUUUAAAUUGGAUGUCAUCCUUAAAGUAAGAAAUGUUGCCGUUUAACAGGAAUGUUUUUUUUGAAAGUAGAGUUGCCUUAUUUUGCCAAUGCAUGUGGCCAUGCAUUUCAUCAGGGAUGAUAAGGCAAAACAACUUUUAAAUGGUUGUGUAAGGAUUAACAGGAAUGUAUUACCAUUAUUAUCUAGCUCUGCAUGCAUAAUGAAUGUAUUACCAUAUUAUCUAGCUCUGCAUGCAUAAUGAAUGUAACCUAUCCUUUCUUCAUAAAUGUCAUUACUACAACAACAA
This is a messenger RNA of Oncorhynchus mykiss (rainbow trout), 1433 nucleotides long. It is a transcript of the gene gins3, whose product is annotated as GINS complex subunit 3. NCBI's taxonomy places the organism in Eukaryota, Metazoa, Chordata, Actinopteri, Salmoniformes, Salmonidae. The record is from RefSeq and is a predicted model, not a curated record. Gene Ontology annotation, biological process: mitotic DNA replication initiation. Gene Ontology annotation, cellular component: GINS complex.